Brienomyrus brachyistius is the source of this 1860-nucleotide messenger RNA. It is a transcript of the gene pla2g12a, whose product is annotated as phospholipase A2, group XIIA. The coding region runs from base 514 to 1137 and encodes 207 amino acids. Gene Ontology annotation, cellular component: extracellular region. NCBI's taxonomy places the organism in Eukaryota, Metazoa, Chordata, Actinopteri, Osteoglossiformes, Mormyridae. Gene Ontology annotation, molecular function: A2-type glycerophospholipase activity; calcium ion binding. The transcript has 4 exons. Gene Ontology annotation, biological process: arachidonate secretion; phospholipid metabolic process; lipid catabolic process. The record is from RefSeq and is a predicted model, not a curated record.
UACGCAUUGCGUCAUAGUUUCACUUUUUUUAAAAUCGCUCCACGGUGCGUCAGUGCUUACCACGGCUUUAUUUACAUACCCUUUUGCAUCGCUACGAUUAAUAUGUAGCAAGUUUAUUCUAGAGUAAUGCAGUCCGGACACGCCAGAUGGUAGCUUUAUUUACGUAUUUAUCGCAUUCUACGGAUUACAGACGCAUCGGAAGCAGGGAAACGGAGCGGGUCGCUUUCGAACCCAGCAGUGUGACCUUUGGACACAGGUGAUCGAAGCACCACGUCAUCUUAAGGGACCGCAUGUCUGUGCUGUCACAUGCGUUAAACACCCCGGAAGCAGUAAUGCGCCACAAAAUAACCAUGUUGACAAGUGGCCGCGCAAACAACCCGUAGGAGACGGGUCAGAUUAACCCAAGCGAGACUUGAUGUCUCUGUUUAACCGAUGAAUCUGGCUUUGAGAGACGACUUAUAUUAGACGGAUAUUUGAAGAUCAGGCGGCGGGGUAAAGCCGUUUGCGCGUUAAAUGCCCUCUUUAGUUGACAGGUACGGCGGCGGGCUGAACAUGCACUACAUCUUCAUAUCCGUCUUCGCCCUGCUGCUUUCCUCCGGAUUUAUGAGUCGCCUGUGUUCCGGCAAUCAUUACCACGGUGAACCGGAAACCCCGGACUGGCGAAUGGCUCUGAAAACAAUACGGAAUGGCGUCCAUAAGAUAGACACGUACCUCAACGCCGCCCUGGAUCUGUUCGGAGGGGAAGACGGUCUGUGUCAUUAUAAGUGCAGCGAUGGUUAUAAACCGGUGCCUCGCCGCGGUUAUAAACCCCCGCCGCCGAACGGAUGCGGAUCUCCAGUGUUUGGGCUUCAGUUUGACAUCGGCAUCCCUUCCAUGACUAAGUGCUGUAACCAGCAUGACCGAUGCUAUGACACUUGUGGCAGCGACAAGCACGACUGUGACGAGCAGUUUCAAGUCUGCUUGGAGACCAUCUGCCGGAACGUGCAGCGCACGCUGGGAUUGUCUCAAAGCGUACAAGCCUGCGAGUCGGCAGUGAGGCUGCUGUUCGACGCCGUCAUGCACCUGGGCUGUAAGCCAUACCUGGACAGCCAGAGAGCCUCUUGCAUGUGUCAGUAUGAAGAUAAAGCGGAGCUGUGAUGCCAGGGACUACCUGGGAUGGUUGGCACAGAUGCGGGCACUACGCCAACGGCUCAGGAAUAAGGAUGUGCAAGCUCAUGGUGGCAAAGUUGAUCUGGACCAAGUGUAAUGAGCACAUCGCUAAUUGCAAGGUCACGUGACCCUCAUGUAGAUUCAUAUAUCAAUGUAUAUGAGUGUACUGAGCUUUUUCUGUGUACACAACUGUUCCCAGAACUGUUUUCCACCAGAAUGUUUAUAAAGCCAGUUUCAUAUCAAUGUUUUUUUUUAAUGCGGUGUUGCAUUGAUGUUUCUCGUUUGACUGCUUAUGUUCAGUGUCUCUUCCCUGAAGAUCUUGCCCCCUAAGCCUACACUACUUUACCCAUUAGGUCAUAGAUAUGUGUGCAUGGUCGUAGAUCAUGUGACCCCAUUUGCGGGUAUAUGAGACGCUGUUUGCUAGUGACGUUCUCUAAGAAAGAAAUUUAGACUGCCAUCCUUACUUGUAUGGUGAAAAAAACAGCACAAUAUUCAUCUCUAAAUUAGGUAAAUCUUCUGUCAUUUUAUUUUUUUUAGCUAGCUAAACCAUGUUUUAUACCGAAACAUUUGUGAGUUAUCUUUGCAGUUUAGAAGAAAAGUGAGCGUUUCAGUCGACCAAGAUGAAUGCACGAUUACCAGUGACAAGAACACUACCGGCUAUGAAUUUAAACGAAUGAAUGAAUGAAUAAAUGACUGGAUGAAUUAAUGAAA